Molecule: messenger RNA, 731 nt
Organism: Nycticebus coucang (slow loris)
Lineage: Eukaryota; Metazoa; Chordata; Mammalia; Primates; Lorisidae
Gene: RPL14
Product: ribosomal protein L14
Exons: 6
Coding region: 51-689 (212 amino acids)
Biological process (GO): ribosomal large subunit biogenesis; translation
Cellular component (GO): ribosome; cytosolic large ribosomal subunit
Molecular function (GO): structural constituent of ribosome; RNA binding
Source: RefSeq, a predicted model, not a curated record
CAUGCGCACGGGUGGGCGAGCUUUCUCCCUUCUCGCCGGACGCCGCCGACAUGGUGUUCAGGCGCUUCGUGGAGGUUGGCCGAGUGGCCUACGUCUCCUUUGGGCCUCACGCCGGAAAGCUUGUAGCGAUUGUAGAUGUUAUUGAUCAAAACAGGGCUUUAGUUGAUGGACCUUGCACUCAGGUAAGAAGACAGGCCAUGCCUUUCAAAUGCAUGCAACUCACUGACUUCAUCCUCAAGUUCCCACACAGUGCCCGCCAGAAGUAUGUCCGACAAGCCUGGCAGAAGGCAGAUAUAAAUACAAAAUGGGCAGCCACAAGAUGGGCCAAGAAAAUUGAAGCCAGAGAAAGGAAAGCUAAGAUGACAGAUUUUGAUCGUUUUAAAGUUAUGAAGGCAAAGAAAAUGAGAAACAGAAUAAUAAAGAAUGAAGUUAAGAAGCUUCAAAAAGCAGCUCUUCUGAAAGCUUCUCCCAAAAAAGCACCUGCUAAGGGUGCUGCUGCUGUUGCAGCAGCUGCUGCUAAAGUUCCAGCAAAAAAGAUGACCACUGCAGGCAAGAAGGCUGCAGCCCAGAAGGUUCCUGCCCAGAAAGCCACAGGCCAGAAGGCAGCACCUCCUCCAAAAGCUCAGAAGGGUCAAAAGGCUCCAGCCCAGAAAGCACCUGCUCCAAAGGCAUCUGGAAAGAAAGCAUAAGAGGCUAUAAUGAAAGUAAUAAAGAUUCUUUUUGACAUGUUG